Messenger RNA from Bombina bombina (fire-bellied toad), 1792 nucleotides. It is a transcript of the gene EIF2S3, whose product is annotated as eukaryotic translation initiation factor 2 subunit gamma. Gene Ontology annotation, cellular component: cytosol; eukaryotic translation initiation factor 2 complex. The transcript has 12 exons. NCBI's taxonomy places the organism in Eukaryota, Metazoa, Chordata, Amphibia, Anura, Bombinatoridae. The record is from RefSeq and is a predicted model, not a curated record. Gene Ontology annotation, biological process: positive regulation of translational fidelity; formation of translation preinitiation complex. Gene Ontology annotation, molecular function: GTP binding; GTPase activity; tRNA binding. The coding region runs from base 60 to 1478 and encodes 472 amino acids.
GCACCUAGGCAGCAUUCUGGGACUGCUUCUGGGCUACUGUCGACUUCCUCUUCACCAAGAUGGCGGGCGACGAGUCGGGAGUGACUUUGGGCCAGCCCCAUUUAUCAAGGCAGGAUUUGUCCACAUUGAAUGUUACCAAGCUUACACCUCUUUCCCAAGAAAUUAUCAGCAGGCAAGCCACCAUUAAUAUAGGCACCAUUGGUCAUGUAGCCCAUGGUAAAUCAACAGUAGUAAAAGCUAUAUCUGGUGUUCAUACUGUCCGGUUCAAGAAUGAAUUGGAAAGGAAUAUUACCAUUAAGCUUGGAUAUGCCAAUGCUAAGAUCUACAAACUUGAUGACUCUAGCUGCCCUAGGCCUGAGUGUUAUCGUUCUUGUGGGAGCAGCACUCCAGAUGAGUUUCCAACAGACAUACCCAACACUAAGGGAAAUUUUAAGUUAGUCAGGCAUGUAUCUUUUGUGGAUUGUCCUGGCCACGAUAUUUUGAUGGCUACUAUGCUGAACGGUGCAGCAGUCAUGGACGCAGCGUUGUUAUUAAUAGCUGGCAAUGAAUCCUGUCCACAGCCUCAAACUUCUGAACACUUAGCUGCUAUUGAAAUCAUGAAGUUAAAGCACAUCCUCAUCUUACAGAAUAAGAUUGAUUUAGUCAAAGAAAGUCAAGCCAAGGAGCAGUAUGAGCAGAUCCUCGCAUUUGUACAAGGUACAGUUGCUGAAGGAGCCCCUAUAAUUCCAAUUUCUGCUCAACUCAAAUACAACAUUGAAGUUGUUUGUGAAUACAUUGUAAAGAAAAUUCCUGUGCCUCUGCGAGACUUCACUUCUGAGCCAAGGCUUAUUGUUAUCAGGUCAUUUGAUGUGAACAAGCCUGGUUGUGAAGUUGAUGACCUCAAAGGUGGUGUUGCUGGAGGCAGUAUUCUCAAAGGUGUAUUAAAGGUAGGUCAAGAAAUUGAAGUUCGUCCUGGUAUUGUCUCCAAGGAUAGUGAAGGGAAACUUAUGUGUAAGCCAAUUUUCUCCAAAAUUGUGUCUCUCUUUGCUGAGCACAAUGAUCUACAAUAUGCUGCUCCUGGGGGCCUUAUAGGUGUUGGUACCAAGAUUGAUCCAACAUUGUGUCGUGCUGAUCGUAUGGUGGGACAGGUUCUGGGGGCAGUUGAUGCCUUACCUGAAAUAUUUACAGAGUUGGAAAUCUCCUACUUCCUGCUACGACGACUUCUUGGAGUACGCACUGAAGGAGACAAAAAGGCUGCAAAGGUGCAAAAGCUGUCGAAGAAUGAGGUGCUGAUGGUCAACAUUGGUUCUUUGUCGACAGGAGGUCGAGUUAGUGCAGUGAAAGCUGAUUUAGGGAAAAUUGUUCUUACAAAUCCAGUGUGCACAGAAGUUGGGGAGAAAAUCGCCCUUAGUCGAAGAGUUGAAAAACAUUGGCGUUUAAUUGGCUGGGGACAGAUAAGACGAGGUGUUACAAUCAAGCCAACCGUGGAUGAAGAUUAAAUCGCUGAAAGGAGAAUAGUUUGAUAAAAAUGUUUUUAGAAAUGCCAGAAAACACCUGCGAUAUAUCCAUAACAGGAAUUGCUAUCUACUCCAAUAUAAAUUUCUAAUUGUGCAUCAAAAACUUUUCAUUUAUGGUCCUGUUUUCUAAUUUAUAUACAAUUGACAAGACACGAAAAAAAGCUUAAAGCAGACUUCAGAAGCAUCAUGUACAAUUUGUUACAACAUAAAAUGUUUUCUUCAUUCUUCCUGAAAUAGCCAUGGGCUUGUUCACAAGUGAAUGAAUAUCAAACAAAAUAAACUAUAAAAAGACCAAA